AUGGCCCUCACCAUCAAGCAGCUUCACGGCGCCGCGAGCUUCCUCAUCACCCUCGAGCCGCUCGACACGUCCGACAUUGCCCUGUCCACCCCUUCUCUUUCCAUCCUGCUCGAUCCCCAAACCACCACCACCACCACCGGCGUCCUCCCCACCAUCGACCUCGUGCUCAUCAGCAGCGCCCGUCGCCGCCACUGCCACGAAGCCACCCUGCGACAGCUGCCGUCUCACACGCGCAUCCUUGCCGCCGUGCCGGCGGCCGCCCGCCGCAUCCGCGGAUGGCGACAUUUUGACCCCGCCGUGGUCGAGUGCCUGCCUCGCUGGGACGACAACGACGACGACAGGGUGCUGCGCAUCCCGGUGCUGGCGGCCCGCGGUGGUGUGCCGGGCGAGGUUACGCUGACGGCGAUAAGGAGGAAGCGCGGGGGGGCCGCGCAUGCUUCGAUUGGCAUCACGUAUAGACCGCCAACGGCUACGCGUCCGUGGUUGUGGUGCGCGGCGCCCGGCGACACCCUAGUCCCACCGCCGCCGCCGGGCCUCCCCACGCCGGCCCUCAGCUUCUCCUCCUCCGGCAGCAGCAGCCCCGUCUCCAGCACAAGCGCCCACCCUAGCCCCCCUCUCGCACCCCGAACACCACCACCACCACCGCCACCCAGCAUCACCAGCCCGCGGCGGCGGCGGCCCGUCCACCACCCACCGUCCCCAGACCGGGGCGGGGCCGGCGGGGUGUCCAUCCUCUUCGCGCCGCGCGGCGUGCCCUACCGCGGGGUCCAAGGCUACGCAGCCACACACCUGCUCAACGAGGCCGUGCUGCCCCUUACGGCCCUCCUGCACUGUUUCGACGCGCCCAGCACCGUGUGGCCCCGCGGCGGCAGCGGGCGGGAGACGGCGUCGGCGCUGGGUGCCCGCGCCUGGAUCGGCGUCGGACCGGGGCACGCGGACGCGGUGCAGCGCGCGCUCGACGAGAGCUUUAAGCGGGGUAUGGCGUCGCCGGGGAAUAUGCUGCGGCGCUCGGCCGGACUGCAUCCGACCGAGGUGAGGGCGCUGGCGACGGGGGACGAGCUGAGCUUGACGAGCGAGGGCGUCUGGGACGAGGAGACGCUGUUUGCCGACGAGGGCAAGGCGCCUAGGGUGAUGCUUGGACUCGGGCUGGACAUGGACCGUGAUGAGGAAAGACUAUUGAGCGGCGCGCUGGGCGUGGACUGGGUCGAUGCGCUGCGGUAA
This is a messenger RNA of Cordyceps militaris CM01, 1221 nucleotides long. RefSeq lists its product as uncharacterized. Lineage: Eukaryota; Fungi; Ascomycota; Sordariomycetes; Hypocreales; Cordycipitaceae. The record is from RefSeq and is a predicted model, not a curated record. Bases 1 to 1221 code for a protein of 406 amino acids. The transcript has a single exon.